AUGGACGCUUUUGGUGGAGGACGGCCUCGGCUGUCCGCUUCGUCCGCGAUGUCUUCCUUUUUCUCUUCUCACGACGGCCGCGCCACCUGCUGCUCCCCGCCCGUACCAGCUUCGCACUGCUUUUCUCUCUCUGGGCACGACGGCCGAAGGGAGCUGCUGUCUGACGCGGGAAAGGAAUGCGAAACGCACGUCGCCAACCACAACACUUUGUGGAGCGAAUUCUUCAAAAGCUGCUGCUUCAAGGCCCCCCUGAAGGUCGUGGGCUCUUUGUACACUGCAUGCUUGGUCGUCGGAUGCAUCGUCGGCGCGAGGUUGCAUCUCCUCGGGCCAACUGACGCUGUCCUGCCUGCAGUUCUUUCUCUCCUGAGCUUCCUCCUCUCCGCCUCCUGCCGCUCACUGCUUCUCACACCGCCGAGUGAAGCUCUCCGCGCAGUCUCUGAGAGCCCGGCCCUUGGAUCUCUCGCUGCUCCUGGUUUCGUCUUGUUUCUUUUGCUCGCUGGGGUCUCACACCUAGGCGCAGUCGCCUUCGCGCUCGCGCCGCUUCGCUUCCUUCUUGAUGAGCGCCGAUGUUUCCUGCAUGCCUUCCUCAUUCUCUUCGCGUGCAGCGUCGUGUUUCUCCAUCUAUACCGCCACGUCGCGCAGUGUCGCUUCCAACUGCUGCUCUGUCCCUUGAAGCCGGGGCUGGCUCCGAUUCUGUUGGGACCGUUCUUGCGCUUCGCCGUCCUCGAGACGUUCGCUGGCUUUCUCCUUUCUCUGCCUUUGUUUCUUCUGCUCUUCCCCGGCCUGUCCAUCUUCAGCUCCUUUCACUCGCCGUCUACGCUCUUCUCUGCCUUCGGUCUCUCUUCGGCCUCGCGGGCCUCCUCCUUUCUCGACGGGCUGCCGGACGACGGUGAAGACGUUUCCGCGUUCUCCGCCUCCUUCGCCCUGUCGCGCCCGCUCUCGUUUCUCGCGUCGCUGCUCUUGAUUCCCCUCCGCCUGUCUUUCGUCUCCCUCGAGGGCGCGACCGUCUGCGCGGCCUCGCUCUCCGCCACCGCUCUAGCCCAGGCCCUCGUUCUCUUUCUCCUCAACGUCCAUGGCGAGCUUCAGCAGCAAGCCCGGGCUUCAGACUGCGCCGCCAUUGCGGCCUUCGUGGGGUCGAUGGCAGCCUCGUCGCUGUCGCCCUCUCUGGCGCUCUCCUCGGCGUCAGCAGCCUUCUCCUCCGCGAAGCCGGUAGCGUGCGCGGCAGACUCCCGCGCUGCCUCAGCGCCUUUACGGAAAUUCGCCAGCUUUGCGCCGCCGGCCACGGGACGAGCUUUCGACGAACAGUGUCUCCUUCUUCGGUGGCUGUAUGACUGCGGCGAAGCACUCCAAAGCUCUAUUUGGACUGAUUCUCCGUCGUUCUCGUCCCUACCCCCCUACUCCCCCGUUCUUUCUCGCUCGACGGCUCUGAGUUCGCGGUCCCCUUUCGGCACCGCGCUCUGGGGGCGUUGCCCCGUCUGCGACCCCAGUUUUUCUCGGGCGGGGGUUCAGGGGCCUGCGGCGGGGGCCUUCGCCUCCACGAGGCCCUGGGGGAGCGCCUUGGACGCAGGCGUCGGCCGCGCAGGGGGCGGCGCCUGGCAGAUUCAGGCCCUCCUAGAAGGCGGCAAACACGGCGCUGCUCAGCGCGAGAAGUGCCCUCUGGUCCCCGCGCUGGCGGAGUGGUUUUCGGAGUGCGCGGACGACUUCCCCCUGCUACCGCCUUCGCCCCAGUCCGCACUCGUGCUGCCCUGCGAAGGCUGCCAGAAGGGCGCCUGGAUGGCGACGUGGCAGGAGGCGAGGCGACGGAAAAAGAUGACCAAGUGGAGCGACGAAGAAGGCCGAGAGAUUUUACUCUUCACUCGACGAGAGGCCGCGACCCUUGUGGCUCAGCAGAUGCUCCACGCCGGCGUCGUCGGCACCUCCGCAGUCCGACCCAACCUGGUCUUCAGCAUGUACGAGAGCCUGGUUUUCGGGUUGUUGACGCAUUUUGUGCGACUUCUCCGCUCCAUGCAGCAGGUCUGCCUGGCGGCCUCGUGCCCUGCGACGUUGGUCUCCUCCGGUGUGAACUCGGGAUUCUCUUUUUCGAAGAACGAGGCAGAGACGCAACGCGCAGCUGUCGCGGCGGCUGCGAUGGUGGCGGCGGAGGCGUCGUUCCCCUUCCCGGCGUCGCGCUCCGCGGCGAUUAGCCAGCAGCGCGCGGCCGCUGCGGCGGGUGCAGCUGCCUCCGCUGCGGCGCAGGCAGCGUGCGCGGCGGAGAAGGCGUCCGCGUGGAAGCGAAGCAUCGUCAGCGCCGCGCUCGCGGAGAAGCUGAGGCCUUUCCUGCCUCCAGUGGUGUUCGCGCUUCUAGUCGGGCGAGACCGCGCGGAGGCCUGCUGCGGGGCGCCCGCGAGUGACAACAAAGACGAGAAGGCGGCGCAGAACGGUCAGCGCCGACUGCGAAGCGAGAGGGACGGCGGCGCGCAAGUGAACAGUGCCGGGGGGAAGCCAGGCUGCGUCGUCGCCCGUGUCCUCGGCUCGCUUGGGUCGCUCGUCGGUGGCGCCCGCUCGCGGCCCUUCGCCUGGCUUUCCGCAGACGAGAAGCGCAGAGCAGAGCAAGGGCGGUGGAAACACGCGCAAGUCGAACUCUCCGUCAUGCUCAACUGCGUGGCGUGCGCAGUUGAAGGCUUCGCACUCUGGCUCUGCGCCGCAGCUGCUGUCGCCAGCAAAGUCGCCGAGGGCAAGGAGUCACUCGCGCGGCCCGAGGACUCUGGAGACGAGGAACUGACCUCAGGCGCCUCCGAGCCAUUUGUGAGCCUCGCCGUUCGCGACGCCGCUGCCGGGCUCGUCUUGAACGUGCUCGAGAUUUUGAAUCAGCAGCAGCUUCUCCGCCGGUCGGCUCGUCCCCACGCUCUCGCAGACUCGCCUGGGCGCCUCGGCGUGCUCAAUCCGGAGCUCCUGGUUGCCAUGGAGGACCUCGACAGACGAACGCGACGCGCGGUGGUGCUGAUGUGCCGCUACGAGCCGCUGAAACUGCGGGCGCUUGCCGCGGGUGUCGGUCCGGCGGCGUCGCUCUCACCUCUCAUGCAGACGCAGUUGCGAAAGCUGUUGUCGUCUGCGUAG
Molecule: messenger RNA, 3096 nt
Organism: Besnoitia besnoiti
Lineage: Eukaryota; Apicomplexa; Conoidasida; Eucoccidiorida; Sarcocystidae
Exons: 11
Coding region: 1-3096 (1031 amino acids)
Source: RefSeq, a predicted model, not a curated record